GCCACCUGUUUUCAUGUUAGAUUAUACGUUACCAUCUAUUUAUGAGUAGCUUCCGUCCAAAGUUAGUGGUUAAUGGUGGAACCAUAAUGCAUAGUUGGGGACUGCAUCUCGCAGCCACGGAAACAACACUUCAACACCCCAUCAUCAACUACUCAACCUACUAUUCCAAGACUAUAAUGGUCAGUCUUGCGGGUGGUCAUGGGUUCGAUUUUAGCUCUGUAUUAUAUAGUCCUGGCAUAUGGAUGACUCAGGUUUUUCCAAAUCUUUUGAAGAAGGCAAGUACCGAAUGAGUGCUCAUCCCAAGGUAGAAGUGUGGCUGAAUUCGCCUGGGUCGUUUAUUUCAGGAGAAGCGCCGGAUGAGAGUAUGGACGUGUGGCACGAUGAGCCGGACAUGAGCUCACAGACCUGGAUGGCUACUUCAGGGGACGUGAGGAACGACACCAACAGUGUGUCCACCAUGUCCAGCAGUGGUCAGUUCCUCCAGCUGCCCGGUGUUCCGGGACCCAGCAGCAUGAAUGCUCCAUCUAUUGCCAGCUUCCGCAGCAAUGAAGAUGCCGACGAUCACAGCCACCCUAGCUUCAGCCCCCCUCCCAGCAUGCGGGUGACCUCACUGGAGGACCAGUUCUACAGCAACCCUGCCUUCAGCAUCCAGGACUUUGACAAAGAAGAUGACUUUUGCAGAUCAAAGGUUUCUAGAUCUAGCUCUAGUGAAGAGAUCCAAAGCGGAGAGCAACAGUCCCACGCCAGUACCACCAUUACCAGCCGACACCUUCUGAAUGUUCCGCCGCUGGUCCAGUCAGGCGCGCGGCACCAAGGCGCCAUGAGCGUGGUCAGCUCCUGCCCGUCCUGGGGGGACGAGAGCCGCGUGCCGUCCCCGCGUCUGGAGGAGACGGCGGGCGGCGACGAGCCUUGGUACCGCCUGGACCUCCCGCCCAGCCGACUGUCCUCGAUUAGCGACGGCAGCGUUUGGAGCGUAAGGCCAUACCUGUCAAAAGACCAUCCUGCUUUCUCGAGACUGAAGACAUUGUUCGAGCGUCUGACAGAGCGAACUCGCCAGGCCAAGGAUCAGAUCGUCCAGCCCCCCACACCAUCCACCUCAGCAGAGAGUCUCAACAGUGAGAAAGAUGAAGACCGCCAGCGCCUGUCGUUCUCGUCUCUGACGAAGCCAUUGCCAGCGGGACACCAGCAGAACGAAGAGCCAGAACCGACUGUCUUCUCCCUUCUCAAGUGGCAGGUCCGCCUUCCUCAGAUCAUUCCUCACACAAUGGACCCCCUGGAAAGUCGUCUUUACAUGACUUGGUUGGUGAUAGUGGCUUCCGCCUUUACCUACAAUGCCUGGACCAUCUUUUUGCGUCAGUCCUUUCCUUGUGUGUUCUUCUUGCAGUUUGAUGGGAAGAAGACAAGACAGCACUACGUCAAGUCAAGAGACUUUAAGCUGGACCUGGCAUCCUUGAUACCAUUUGACCUGUUAUACCUGCAAGUUGGUCUGAACUACCCCAUUCUCAGGCUCCCAAGACUGCUCAAGAUCCGUGUGUUCUGGGAGUUUACCGACAGGGCUGAGAGUGUCUUGAAAUCUGCGAACAUUUUCCGCAUAGUGAAGACCACAGGGUACAUGCUGUACAUGAUCCACCUGGAUGCCUGCAUGUACUACAAGGUGUCAGACUUCCAGGGACUGGGGUCCAGCCGCUGGGUCUACAGUGGGUCUGGCAACAGUUAUAUCCGCUGUUAUUACUGGGCCACUCGGACCCUGCUGUCCAUAGGAGGAAUCCCCACCCCCACCAAUGACUUUGAGUACCUCAUCAUGCUGUGUAACUGGCUCUUGGGGGUCUUUGUGUUUGCCAUGAUAAUUGCUCAGAUCCGAGAUGCCAUUGGGACGGCCAACAAGGCGAAGGCUGAGUUCCGGCGUAGGAUGGACAGCGUGGUGUCGUACAUGACUCGUUUUAACAUCCCCAAACCUGUCCAGGACCGCGUGAGACAGUGGUACACCUACACAUGGAGCAAGGCUCGCAUGCUGGAUGAGAUGGAACUGUUGAACCAACUACCUGUCAAGAUGCGGACUGACCUUGCCAUCCAGGUGCACAUGGGCACCCUCAGCAAGGUCAAACUCUUCCAGGACUGUGACCGUCAGUUCCUGCGUGACCUGGUACUGAAGCUGAAACCUGUGCUGUAUCUCCCUGGGGAUGUGGUCUGUAGGAAGGGUGAAAUUGGGAGGGAGAUGUACAUUGUGAAUGAAGGGUCUGUACAGGUGGUGGGAGGGGCCAGUGGACGCUCCGUGCUGGCAACACUCAAUGUGGGCAGUUACUUUGGAGAAAUCAGUUUGCUGGCGGUUGGUGGUGGAAACAGGCGGACUGCGGAUGUGGUGUCCCCUGGCUUCACCACCCUGUUUGUGCUGGAUAAGAAGGACCUGAGCGAGGCCAUCAAGGACUACCCACAGGUGCAGGAGGUGCUCAAACACAAGGCUAAGAAACUGCUGAAGAAGAGCGCUAAACGGGAUGAGGUUGAAGAGAAGAAGGGCACCAAACAGGUGUCACUCGUGCAAGAUGCACUGGUCCUGAUCCCCAAUGAUGAACCGAGACAGGACACCCCCAAGCUGUUCCAGACGGUAGUGCAGGUGGCCAAACAGAAGGGCCUGGCAUCCAAGAUACUGCGAUAUCCAAGGAAGCGGAGGGGGAAAGUCAGUCCCCUUCUAAAAGAUGAAUGGGCCACCAACACCAGCUCCAGCACAGGGUCCAAGUCAGGGAAGCCGUCCAUCGUCCCCAGCCUCCUGGACAGUGACGACCCUGAUGAUGACUACUCCACGGCUCUCUCUGAGGACGACUUCGAAAGCAGACAAAAUCCUGCUAGAAACAAGGUUUCCCAAGGAAAGCGGUCCCAGAACUGUAGUCCUGACACCUACUCGGACAUUAUGUCCAGUGGUUUUCUGAUCAAGAACAGUCCCUUGCCUCCUAUUGAUCAUCGAAAGGGUGUACGGCGGCACUCGGACAUCCCGAGGGGGAUAGCAGUUGAGGUAGUGAUGGAGAAACAGAAGAGCCUGCCGCUUCCUUCCAUCUCUCUGGAGCAGGAUGAUGCAGAUGUGGAGGACACAGAGGGGGAAUGAGAUAAGAUCUAAUGGGAUAUUGAAGUUCGCAUAAUACAGUAGAAGCCGCUUAAUUGCACACCCCAUUUGCCAGUGCAUUUUGCGCAAUUAUUGGAAUGGUGCAACAAAGCGAAGUUAUUAAGAUGGACCCCACCACCACAGGAUUUUGGGAUUUCAUGCAAUUAACAGUGUGCGAUUACCCGUUGUGCAAUUAACUGGCUUGUACUAUACAGUAAAGUCUCACCUGCUUAUAUUUUGAUGCCUUAUCAGCAGGGCUGUCUCCAGUUCAAAUUUUUUUCUGUCCCACACAUGCAUUGUUUGGGAGCCCAAAAACCGUUGAUUUUCGUGGCUGAUUAUUUCGAAGCUUACGUUUUUGGGACGGAUGGGGUAAAGUUAUUUUCCAUCUCUUCAAGCUUCUGUUUCUAUGGAAAGAUACAUGUAGGUCCUGGAGACGACCCUGCUUAUCAGACAUCUUCUCAAAGCUUCUGACUGGAGUUCUGCUUCUCGCCGCUGUAUGUAUCCAAUAUAGAUGGCGCUUUUCUGGCAAGAGCACAAACCCAAACGUGGCUAAAUUUUGUAUCCUCUCCUCUUCCCGGUUCAUCUCUGGGGUUGAGUAGCCUGAGUACCAUCCUCCGUAGUGACCGCUGGCUCACUACUUUUGCUUGCUAACCACGUGAAAGUAGUGAGCCAGUGGUCACUACGGAGGAUGGUACUCAGGCUAGGGGUUGACCUAGCCAUGUUUGGGAUUGUGUCGCCUGCAUCGGCUUCAUAUGAUAUAGCGGAGAGACACAGCACCUAGUCAGAAGCUCGCAGGAAGAUGUCUGAUAAUAAUAGGAAUUUGAAUGUAUAUACUAAGCAGAUGAGACUUAUGCUGUUUGUGUACUAGAAAAAGUAUGUUCUACCAACUCGAUGAAAUUAUUUUCGGAGAUGAUAUUUUGUAACCAAAAUGCUGUACAUUUGUUGUUUUUGUAAGCUGCAUUUUAUGAAGGUCAUGAGGGAAGAGACAAGGGU
Messenger RNA from Branchiostoma floridae (Florida lancelet), 4087 nucleotides. Its product is annotated as cyclic nucleotide-gated cation channel beta-3-like. The record is from RefSeq and is a predicted model, not a curated record. Gene Ontology annotation, molecular function: intracellularly cGMP-activated cation channel activity; intracellularly cAMP-activated cation channel activity; protein-containing complex binding. NCBI's taxonomy places the organism in Eukaryota, Metazoa, Chordata, Leptocardii, Amphioxiformes, Branchiostomatidae. The coding region runs from base 239 to 3097 and encodes 952 amino acids. The transcript is spliced from 22 exons. Gene Ontology annotation, cellular component: plasma membrane; intracellular cyclic nucleotide activated cation channel complex. Gene Ontology annotation, biological process: monoatomic cation transmembrane transport.